Messenger RNA from Plutella xylostella (diamondback moth), 893 nucleotides. RefSeq names its product NADH dehydrogenase (ubiquinone) acyl carrier protein (gene ND-ACP). Gene Ontology annotation, cellular component: respiratory chain complex I; mitochondrion. Gene Ontology annotation, molecular function: acyl carrier activity; acyl binding. The record is from RefSeq and is a predicted model, not a curated record. Gene Ontology annotation, biological process: fatty acid biosynthetic process. Lineage: Eukaryota; Metazoa; Arthropoda; Insecta; Lepidoptera; Plutellidae.
CUUCUAUCUUGUCUUUGUCAUUUAUUUGAAGUUGGAAAAAUGGCUGCUGUAAAUCUUGUUCGAAGUGCAAUCAAUGGAUUAUUACGAAAAACCCCGGCUUAUAGAGCACCGGUUGUGUGCCGGCUUUCUACCGUCGCUGUACAGCAAAAGUACCAUGCAAUUAAAACCGGUGUAAAAUUAUACAACAACCAAAUUGUUCAAAAUGAGGUGGCCCUCAGUCAGAGACUGGGCGCGCGUCUGUACAGCCACGGGCCCCCGCUCACCAUCGAGCUCAUCUCGAGCCGGGUGCUCCUAGUUCUCAAGUUAUACGACAAAAUUAUUGCUGAAAAGCUGACCCUUGACUCGCACUUCAUGAACGACCUUGGUCUGGACUCGCUGGACCAUGUGGAGGUGAUCAUGGCUAUGGAGGAUGAAUUCGGCUUUGAGAUCCCCGACGGUGAUGCAGAGAGGCUUGUCCGACCUAGAGACAUUGUCCAGUACAUCGCUGACAAGGAGGAUGUCUUUGAAUAAACAUUAGAUUGCCUAGAUUCUUGUUGUUUUAUAUCAACUGUUUUCACUGCAUCAACAUGUUUAUAUGUAGUUAGCUGCUGAUUCAUUCUCUGUUACUGUCUAACAGUGUAUAUGGAUAAAAAACAAGUGAUAGAGUAUUAUGCUAUCCAUUGUUAACUAUCAAAAUGAUACAGCUAUUUUAAAUAGUGCAUAAUAAAAAUUGUUUCCAUGGCACAUUUUUGAGGUGCAAAUAGUUGGUCUAAAACACUGGGUUCAAAUUAGCGUUUAGUUUCAAUUUAAGAAAGAACAACUGAGAAAUGUACUGAUAUGGAGAACAUCGUGCCCAAUAUAGAGGUGUAUAAAGUGUAAAUUCUGUUUUUAUUGAUUACAUGUCUGUUAGAUUA